AUGGCUACUUCAAAUCCUUUACAAAAUAUAUUAACUCCAGAUCAAUUUCAAAAAUGUAUUAAUUUUUAUGAAGCUGAUCAAAAAUUAAAUCAUAAGGAUAGAGUUGAUUUAGCUGUUCAAUUACAAAGUAUAGCUUUAAAAUCAAAUUUAAUUGGAUAUACAACUGGUAUGUUUGGUUUCUUUGGUCCUUCAUUAUAUUAUAGAAUUAGAAAAAUUCCACCACCAAAUCCAUUUUUUUUAAUUCAAAGUCCAUUUUUAUCAUUAUGUAUUGGUUUUGGUGCUUUAAUUAUUAGUAAUAAUUUAUCAACUAAAUAUUAUUAUAAUAAAUAUAAAAACCAUAAAAAUGAUUUCCCGAAUAAAAAUGUUUAUGACGUUUGGCAAGCAAUGGAUUAUCAAAAUUUAGGAAUGUUUACUUUAUAUUAUACUAGAACAAGUUUAAAUCCAAUGUUUAUAAUAAGAGAUCCAAGAACUUGUUCUAAUGAAGCUGAAAUUGAUCAAACUCAACCUCAACAUUAUGUUGGAGCUGUUGGUUUAGGUAAACAAGAUAAUAAAGGUGGUAAACAUGAUUUAGGAGUUUGGGAUAAAGUUAAAUUACAUCAUGGUUUUGAUGUUUCAACUCCACAAAAAUAA
This is a messenger RNA of Lodderomyces jiufengensis, 630 nucleotides long. RefSeq lists its product as uncharacterized. NCBI's taxonomy places the organism in Eukaryota, Fungi, Ascomycota, Pichiomycetes, Serinales, Debaryomycetaceae. The record is from RefSeq and is a predicted model, not a curated record. Bases 1 to 630 code for a protein of 209 amino acids. The transcript has a single exon.